AUGCCUUUCAGGCCGAACGCAGCCGCCAACGGAGACAAUGGCAACAACAAGAGCGCAUCCGCCAUCGCUGGCAGAACGAUAGGAGCCGCCGUCAAUAAUGAUGGAGAUGCUGGUGGUACAGCCCCACGAUCGAUGCCUGCGGUCUCGGCCUCAGCAGCGACUGCAGCUCUCCGAAAGACGAUGGCUGAUCGCGAAACUGCAGGUCACUUUGCCUCCAGCACUUCGUCCGCCAACGGCAAUCCUGCCAGUCAACGCAGUGGACCUCCUUCUGCCUUCCACGGUCAAAAUGAUAAGCAUAAUACCACUCGGAGGAGGCAGUCUUCAAUCCCAAAGGUGCCCAUGGGCCCGCGUGCAAUGGACUUUCCCGCUGGCAAGAGAUCCGUGAGCAACUCUGUCUUGCACUCCAAUGGCAUCCACGGCGCCUCAGCCGUCGCUUCUCAAGAUCCUUACACAAACGAGUUGACUAUCAACGACAUCUCCCGCUUCAGUUUCGCUUCCAUUGCCCCAGCCAACCCACGCGAUGAACGCGAUUCCUCCGAGUACGACAACUUCUUAGAGCCUACCUUUAAUUUUGACGACUUCCAUGACCACAUCACGACUUCCGAACCUAAUCUGAGGGACUUUCCCUUGCCCGGCGCUGCUCGUCCGACUCCGAGCAGUAACGACGAUUCUGGGCCUGAUCUGCCAGUCCAGCAGCCCUCCCAGCCCGUGCAGUCCGCUGCUCAGUCCCAGCCUGCCAUACCUGUACCUGCAAGGAAGACCUCGGGCUCUAUGCACUAUAGCACACCUCUCAGUCGGAAGGCUUCUGGAGCCUCUACGCAAUCACGCAUGUCGAACAAGUCGGACUCAGUACACGCACAGAUCACAAAUACACAGUCAAUACUGAAAGGGCGGCGUCAAAGUCACUUUCCACCCAAUGCUUUCAACAACCCAGCGGGCAGCACCAGCUCAUCCAAAGCGCCUCGAAAAUCCAUCGGACCUGGAACAUUCGUGCCUCCCGAUACGACGAAAGCUGAGGGUGUCAAGAGGCGGCCUAGUGUGGGAGGAAGGAGACCAAGCACAGAGAGCAAGAAUGGUCUCUCUCUGCGCUUGACGAACAAGAAGGGCGAUUUGAGCGAUGGCAAAGCUUCCAGGACCAUCCGAGCCAAGUCCUUCAUGGGGGCCAAGAGUCAAAGCUCUAAUGAUUUGCUGGCACCCUCGAGUCCAGAGACCACCAGACCGACUUCAUCUCACGUUCCAGGUACUCCGAACAGACGCAGUGGGACACCUGGUCGAACGACAACUCCCGGAACUGCUGGGAAACGUAUGUCGGUGAUGCCAGGUCAUGGAGGCUUGGGUGCUAGGACAAUCAGUCCUACAGACGCUCGAAGAAUGAAGAGAAUGUCAAUCGUACCUCCUGCACCUCCGAUCCCGCACAGUCGAAUAUCCCAAGCACCACCAACACCUACCGAACCGAUGCCUACGAGACCUCGAUCGACCGUUCAGUCCCCAGCAGUCGGUAAUAGGAAGAGUCUCACUCCAUCAUCUGCAAGGACUACUCCGGAUCCAAACCGGAAGUCCUACAGCUCAGGUCAGUCGCUGUCAUCUGCUACGAGCUAUGCUUCCUCUGUCCGCAAUUCGGCAUCUUUGAGUGCCAGACUAUCACAAAAUCUGAGUUCCUCUCGUUUGCCAACGCCUAAGCCGCGUAUUGAUACAUCAACUAUAGCCCCUCUGGAUAUAGGAGUUCCACCCGUGCCCGCCAUACCGAAGGCAUACGAAUCACCUGGCAGCGAAUUCGAUCAGCCUUUCUUCUCUGCAAGGUCUUCGAGCUUACCACCCAUUGACUCGCCAAUAACAUCGAGCCCUCAAGUCACCAAUUUUGAAUCAGCCAUGAAGACGCUUGAGACCCCUCGAGCACCGAGUGCCUCCUCAAAGGUCUCGCAAACCAUCCCGCUUGAGCCGGAGCUUAGACAGAAGCCUCAGCCCAAGAACUCGAAAAAGAGCAACCACAGUCUUCGCCUGCCUCCGCUCAAUCUCCUUCCGCUCAGUACACCGACAGCGGCCAAGAUCAAGGCAUUCAAGGAUGCUCGAGCUGAGGCUGCAGACGCUCCAUCCACGCCUCCGCCAUACCGUAGUACCAAGACGCCCAGUACGCCCAUGACUGCUUCGAAAGCAAGCUUCUUCACAAAGAGCCAUAGGGCUCAGGAAGAGGCAGUCAUGCGGAGUAGCACGUCUCAUUAUGCUCUUCGGCCAGAUCCGAUGCUCACUCCCGCGAACGAGAGUCCCAGCCUACCGCCUUUCACAUUUGAGCCUGGCUCACUCCAAGACCGUGGUAUCUCGCCAUUUGUGUCAUCCUCGCUUCCAAAGACUGACGAUUUUGCGAAUUAUAUGCGACCCAACUUUACCACAGAGCUCAAUCGGACAGGCCAGGCUAAACCAAACGGUCCACGCGCUCCAAGCUUUUCAGUGACACCGAAGCUUGGAUCCGAACCAAGCCCAGUGGAAAGGUCUGAGGGCGACAACUCUGCUUACAGUGGUCUGCGAAGGAAACUAAGUAGGAAGCGGACCGAUCCGAAGAGUGAGCAAAAGACCUUGGAGCAGCCGGUGGCCACUAACUACGACAACAUGCCUCCUCCCAAACUGCCAGCGUCUGCAACCUGGUCGAACAAUCUCUCCAGUGCGGCGAGCCCUGUGCAGAAGCCGCAAACGUAUCUCAGGUCCAGACGCCAAACCUCUGGCUCGAGUAACAUCCUCAACGCGCAGAGACAGGACAGCAUUGACAGUAAUGCUACGCAUGUGUCAACAUCACGGCCGUCAAUGGAGUCUGUCCGCUCUUUCAUGCAGCACUCCAAUCGAUCUGGUUCGAUCUCAAGUAUAGCCGCUCAGGCGAAGUCGUCGCCAAGAGCCCCGGCUCCGCCGCAAGCACAACCUCCUCGCCAGGAGGAGGUGCUGGACCGAGAUGACAUGGUUGCGGAAGAGGAAAUGAAACGACUUGCUUCGAAGCGAAGAGAUUUCGAAUCGGCAGCAAGGGAGCUUGAUGCGUUGAGGGCAAGAGCUUGCCCGGCGCGUAGAAUCACAGCCGCUACAGCAACUCAGCUACACACUCUCAACAUCUUCGAAAGAGGAGAGAUUGUUGACUAUGGCGAUAUCUACUUCUGUGGUAGCCUGCGAGCGCGCAAAAUUGUCGGAGAUCCUGGAAACACCGCCACAAAUUUCGGCUACGACGAUGACCGUGGAGACUACAAUAUUGUCGAAGGAGACCACUUAGCUUACCGGUACGAGGUCGUCGAUCUCCUCGGCAAGGGCAGCUUCGGCCAAGUCGUUCGCUGUAUUGACCACAAGACUGGGAUCUUGGUUGCUGUCAAGAUCAUCCGUAACAAGAAGCGUUUCCAUCAACAAGCACUCGUUGAGGUCAACAUCUUGCAGAAGCUCAAGGAAUGGGACCCGCAGAAGAAGCACAGUGUCGUUAACUUCGAUCAAAGUUUCUACUUCCGUGGUCACUUGUGUAUUUCCACCGACCUCCUUGGCAUGAACCUCUACGAGUUCAUCAAAGCUCACGAUUUCCGUGGCUUCUCGCUCAAGCUGAUUCGACGAUUCACGAAGCAAAUGCUACACAGUCUGAUUUUACUGCAGAAGCACAAGGUUAUCCACUGCGACCUCAAGCCUGAGAAUAUCCUUCUCGCACAUCCUGUGCAUUCCGAGAUCAAGGUCAUCGAUUUCGGAUCCAGCUGCUUCGAGAACGAGAAGGUCUAUACAUACAUCCAGUCUCGGUUCUAUCGAUCGCCGGAAGUCAUUCUGGGCAUGUCUUACGGCAUGCCGAUCGACAUGUGGAGUAUCGGUUGCAUCUUAGCUGAGCUCUUCACUGGAUAUCCCAUCUUCCCAGGUGAGAACGAACAGGAGCAGUUGGCUUGCAUCAUGGAGGUGUUCGGCCCACCCGAGAAGCACCUGAUCGAGAAGAGCAGCCGGAAGAAGCUCUUCUUUGACUCGAUGGGAAAGCCACGCCUGACGGUAUCAAGCAAAGGUCGCAGACGACGCCCAAGCUCGAAGGACCUGCGGCAGGCAUUGAAGUGUGACGAUGAGGCUUUUCUCGAUUUCAUUGCUCGAUGUUUGCGCUGGGAUCCGAGUCGCAGAAUGCGGCCUGACGAAGCCGUUCGCCACGAGUUCAUUACAGGCGUGAAGUCAGCCGCCUUGAAUACGCAAGUUGGUGCUAGAGGCUCGCAACCCGUGCUUCCGAGAGUUGCGACAAUUGCACAAACUGGACGUGGGCCCAACAGCAGGACGGACCUGGCGACAGCUGCGGCUCAAGCUAGCCUGGUGAAGUGA
Molecule: messenger RNA, 4302 nt
Organism: Cyphellophora attinorum
Lineage: Eukaryota; Fungi; Ascomycota; Eurotiomycetes; Chaetothyriales; Cyphellophoraceae
Product: Dual specificity protein kinase pom1
Exons: 4
Coding region: 1-4302 (1433 amino acids)
Biological process (GO): peptidyl-threonine phosphorylation; peptidyl-serine phosphorylation
Molecular function (GO): protein serine/threonine kinase activity; ATP binding
Source: RefSeq, a predicted model, not a curated record